Aspergillus fumigatus Af293 is the source of this 351-nucleotide messenger RNA. RefSeq lists its product as uncharacterized. The record is from RefSeq and is a predicted model, not a curated record. NCBI's taxonomy places the organism in Eukaryota, Fungi, Ascomycota, Eurotiomycetes, Eurotiales, Aspergillaceae. The transcript is spliced from 2 exons. Bases 1 to 351 code for a protein of 116 amino acids.
AUGCAUUCACUAAUCAGCAACCCCGAUAGAGAGGAAGGAUCCGCAAAUUGGGCUCAGGAAUUACUUAUUUUGCGCUCAUGCUGUCGAUGCCAUAUUCCUCCUAGUGACUGGCUCCAAUUUAGGAGAAAUUGCCCCUCUCAAGUCACCAACCGUUGUGUUUCAUUGUGCGCCUGGCAAAGAUUCACUAUAAUAAUUAAGAAGGAGAAGAGAAGGAAGAUAGACGAGGAAGAGGAAGAAAGGAACAAAGAGAGACAGAAGAACAAGGUCAAGGACAUCCCAAUCAGGAAAGACCCUAACGACUCAGUUUCAUCCCAAAGAAGGGCCCCUCUUCCAAGCCACCAUUGUGCCUAA